Messenger RNA from Aplosporella prunicola CBS 121167, 2089 nucleotides. RefSeq lists its product as uncharacterized. The record is from RefSeq and is a predicted model, not a curated record. Gene Ontology annotation, molecular function: A2-type glycerophospholipase activity. Gene Ontology annotation, cellular component: intracellular membrane-bounded organelle; cytosol. NCBI's taxonomy places the organism in Eukaryota, Fungi, Ascomycota, Dothideomycetes, Botryosphaeriales, Aplosporellaceae. The coding region runs from base 1 to 1986 and encodes 661 amino acids. Gene Ontology annotation, biological process: glycerophospholipid catabolic process. The transcript is spliced from 3 exons.
AUGAGGUUCGCUACGUCCCUGGCCAGCCUGGCUACCGCGUCCUCGCUAUUCUCCAGCGUGUCGGCCGGUAUUGUUAUCCCGCGCGACCUGACCAAGGAAGAAGCUGCCGCAAUCGCAGUCGCUGCCCCCCUCGACGUUCUCAAGCGCGCCACUGCCCAGGCCCCCGACUUCUACGUGCCCAAGGAUGUCGGCUGCCCCUCGGACAAGCCUACCAUCAGACGCGCAAACGGCCUGUCGGACCACGAAAAGUCAUGGCUGGAGACGCGCCGCAACAACACCGUCGAUCCCAUGCGCAAGCUCCUGACGCGCAUGAACAUUGAAGGCUUCGAUGUCGACUCUUUCUUCAAGGCCCACAGCAACAAUGCUUCGGCCCUGCCCAACAUCGGUAUUGCCAUUUCCGGUGGAGGCUACCGCGCCCUGAUGAACGGCGCCGGCGCCAUCGCCGCCUUCGACGAGCGUACCACCAAUUCCACAGGCGCUGGUCACCUGGGUGGUCUCUUGCAGUCCGCGACCUAUCUCGCUGGUCUUUCCGGAGGUGGAUGGCUGGUUGGCUCUCUGUUCACCAACAACUUUACCUCUGUGCAAAACAUCCUCGGCACCGACCCCGACGUGUCUGGAUCGCUUUGGCAGUUUGGAAACUCGAUCUUCAAGGGCCCUGAAGAGGGCGGCUUCCAGAUUCUGAACACGGCCCAGUACUACGACCACAUCUACGACCGUGUCCAGGACAAGAACAACGCCGGCUUCGAGACCACCAUUACGGAUUACUGGGGCCGUGCUCUUUCCUAUCAAUUGGUGAACGCUUCCGAGGGAGGCCCAGCCUACACCUUCUCUUCUAUCCAGGAUGACCCAGAUUUCAAAAGCGGCAACACUCCCAUGCCUCUCCUCGUAGCGGACGGACGUGCUCCGGGUGAAACCGUCAUUUCUAGUAACGCCACCAACUACGAGUUCAAUCCCUGGGAGAUGGGUUCUUUUGACCCCACUGUUUUCGGUUUUGCGCCGAUGCGCUACGUUGGCUCUGACUUCGAUGGCGGCGUCAUUUCGUCGAACGGUUCCUGCGUCCGCGGAUUUGACAACGUUGGCUACGUGAUGGGGACGUCGUCCACGCUUUUCAACCAGUUCCUUCUGCGGCUCCACGACUAUUCGAUACCCGACGUUCUGUCGAGCGUUCUUACCAACGUUCUUGAAGACAUUGGCGAAGACAAUGACGAUAUUGCUUCUUGGAGGCCGAAUCCUUUCUAUCACUACAACAACGACACCAACCCGAACGCCAUGACCGAGCGUCUUACCCUUGUGGAUGGCGGAGAGGAUUACCAAAACAUUCCGUUUUCGCCUCUGAUCCAGCCCGCUCGUGACGUCGAUGUUAUCUUUGCUAUAGAUUCUUCGGCCGAUACGUCAGAGCCGGGCGCCAACUGGCCGAAUGGAACCGCUCUUGUUGCCACUUACGAGCGUUCGCUCAACGCCAGCCAGGCCAACGGCACGAUUUUCCCUUCAAUCCCGGACCAGAACACGUUUGUGAACUUGGGGCUCAACAACCGGCCCACUUUCUUCGGCUGCGACAUUUCCAACUAUUCCAGUUCUACCCCGCUGGUCGUCUAUCUUCCUAACACACCCUACGUUUAUCAUUCUAAUGUCUCGACUUUCACCGACUCGUACAACAACAGCGAGCGCAAUGCCAUCAUCGAGAACGGCUACGACAUCGCCACCCGCGGCAACGGCACCGUCGACCAGCAGUGGCCCGUCUGUGUCGGCUGCGCCAUCCUGUCGCGCAGCUUGAACAAGACGAACACGGCAGUUCCGGAAGUGUGCAAUUCGUGCUUCGAGCGCUACUGCUGGAACGGCACUCGUGACUCGAGCGAACCGAAGGCGUACGACCCGGAGGUAUUGCUGACGGAGAUACGGAUCAAGAAUGCGGCAGGCGAGCGGUUGGCGCCCAGCCUCGUGGUCUUGGGAAUGGCGAUGGGUGCUUAUUUCGCGAUGAUGGUGUAAGAGGGGGGAAAGUGCUGAGGUAAGGGAAAAUUAGCGGGUAUUUCAUUGGCGUUGGUGGAGUCGGGGCUCGGGGGUGUUGGGUAGUCAGCCAUCGUCGUGUUGG